AUGUCGCCCCAACGCCCCAGUCAAGUUCAUGCAGACUUUAUGCAUGAGAAUACUGACUCCCAGGAAGCCAUUGCCCAGCACGACGGUCUGGACUUUUCGUUUCCUCUUUCCGGUACUCAAGGAGCAACUCCACACUUUCCAAGUGAUGGAGAUUCAACCCUGACCUUGCGUCCUACCAAGAGGAUCGCAACUGCUCCUGCCAGUCCCCAACGCUCCCCAAAGCGCAUCUUCCCCAAGAAAAGCCCAUCGGUUCAAUCGGCUCCAGCUGACUUGGCUUCUGCCUUCCAUCCAAAUGAGUUUGACUUCGCCAUUACCGAUGCCAACUUUCCCAAUACUGCCAAGUCCACUGUUGACGCGACCGCCAUCGCUGAAUUUCUGAGUGCAAUAGAAAAGCACCUUGCAACUCCGCCUGAACAGAGACGCACCCCUCGCCAGAACCUUCAAUCCUUCUUGAUUCAACAGCAGCUUGUCGCCGGAAUUCCCGUUGACAAACUCGAGCCCAUGAGUGGUCCUGGAUCUCGUCAAUCACAGGGAAUUCCGAGGCUCUUCAACACACCUACUGCGUUGACAUACUUUAACGAUGCUACCUACAUUCCCGCAAUUCCACCUGCACAGUUCAAUGGAUCUGUUACUCCUCUCCCAAUACAUCCAUCACUGCCAAACCCACCGCACGCAGAGCAGAUAGCAAUCUCAAAUUUUUACACAACCCACUUCGCGACUGGUUCUGGAAUUUUGGGACAGCCUGCUGCUGCGUCUCCUGCUGCGUCUGUCCUUGAGUCUACCACCAUAAAACUAGGUCACGACUCGGAACAUGAGAUUCUAUCACCAGUGGACACGUCUGAAAACGAACCAGAGAAGGAAGCGCUCUGA
This is a messenger RNA of Penicillium maclennaniae, 870 nucleotides long. RefSeq lists its product as uncharacterized. The record is from RefSeq and is a predicted model, not a curated record. NCBI's taxonomy places the organism in Eukaryota, Fungi, Ascomycota, Eurotiomycetes, Eurotiales, Aspergillaceae. Bases 1 to 870 code for a protein of 289 amino acids. The transcript has 2 exons.